This is a messenger RNA of Prionailurus viverrinus (fishing cat), 227 nucleotides long. RefSeq names its product 60S ribosomal protein L39-like. The coding region runs from base 1 to 156 and encodes 51 amino acids. Gene Ontology annotation, cellular component: cytosolic large ribosomal subunit; ribosome. Gene Ontology annotation, biological process: translation. Gene Ontology annotation, molecular function: structural constituent of ribosome. Lineage: Eukaryota; Metazoa; Chordata; Mammalia; Carnivora; Felidae. The transcript has a single exon. The record is from RefSeq and is a predicted model, not a curated record.
AUGUCUUCCCACAAGACUUUCAGGAUCAAGCGAUUCCUGGACAAGAAACAAAAGCAGAAUCAUCCUGUUCCCCACUGGAUUUGGAUGAAAACUGGUAAUAAAAUCAGGUACAACUCUGAGAGGAAGCAUUGGAGAAGGACCAGGCUGGGUCAAUAAGGGAUCGCACACAAGAUGGCACACAAGUUUAUGCUGCAUGAAGGUCACGUGUUCCUAUCCUAUUACUCUGU